Messenger RNA from Leptinotarsa decemlineata (Colorado potato beetle), 3530 nucleotides. It is a transcript of the gene tapas, whose product is annotated as tudor domain-containing protein 7 tapas. The record is from RefSeq and is a predicted model, not a curated record. NCBI's taxonomy places the organism in Eukaryota, Metazoa, Arthropoda, Insecta, Coleoptera, Chrysomelidae.
UACAAAACUGUAGUAGGAGAAAGAAUACCUUAUUCCAUAUUAGGAUUCAGAAACCUUGAAGAGUUUAUACGGUCAGAUCCCACUCUCACGUUAACUGUGAGCAAUGGAGAGAAAUUAGUAUCUGCUUUAAUUAUUGAGGAAUCUGCUCAUAUCAGUAAGAUGGUAGCAGCUCAGAAGACUGGUAAAAGAACAAAGAACAAAUUCAGUUACCAAGGCAGACCGGCCACGACUUCUCGCUGGCGUCCCAAGCAUGCUGGGCAAAAUAACAAAAAAUAUCACACUUCAUCUCGACCCGCUGCAGUAUCUCACAAUCAGUUUGUCAACGUCGGUCGUGAACAGAAAGCGGUCCAUUCGCAGUCGUACAGAACGGUGCACAGACAAAACUCUCAACUCAGCUCCAGGUUGCAAGUGGCCGAACCAAUUUCUGAUAGAAGAGUCUUCACAAACGAACAUUCUUCAAAGGUGCAAGUGAACUCGUUAUCGAAUAAUAGGAAGGAAGAGGAAGUAUCGAAAAUAAGCAGUUGUAGGCAGAGAAUAUCGAAAAAAAUGUCGGAAAUGAGUUUGGAUAGAGAUAGUGGAAAUAGCAGUCCUACUGCAGAUUUACCUCUAGCUGGUGGUUUACCCCAAAUGCAACCAAUUUUUCAGCAGCCUCUGCCUCAGGGACCAUCAACUCAACAACCAUUCUCUUCGAUAUUUCCUUCACAAACAUCUGUUUAUCAACCACGGUUGAAUACGGUUCCAGAAUUAGUUCUUACAGGAGAACCGAUAUCCGACUUGAAGAGGUUUGCGAAAUAUCACAAUUUGGGUGAAGUUGACGUUUCUGUGAAGCAAGUGAAAACGAAAAUGAACAGAUUGUAUACCUGCCUAAUUAAGGUUGCCAAUGAAUCCUUCACAAGCUAUCCUAAGGAAUUCAGUACUCCUUUAGAGGCCGAGGUACAAUGCUCUAAAGAAGCCCUUGAACAUCUUUCUUCCAAGUUGAAAAAAAAGAAGCCACUCUUGUUAGCAAAUGACAGGGAUAUUCUAGAACGGAUACCUCCAUUGCUUGAAAAACACCCCUACGGUAUUUGGGCAUCACAGCUUGAACUUGUUUAUACCGACAAAUAUAAUGAACAGUUGCCGUAUGACUGGUUGAAAGUUAUCGAUAGUAGUCCAUGCAUUCAAAUUCAGAAAUCUUCAGAGAAGUACAUUUUGAACCACUGUGAACCCGGCGAAGUCUUACAGAAAGAACAACAGAGGAAACUAUUAGCAAACUUGGCAGAUGUUUCAGUACCUGCAAACACUGUUUCAUUUGUCGAAGAUGGCAAAUUAUUUGCCGAAGUUACUUGUGUUAUAGCCGCAAACGAAAUUUGGUGCAGGCAGUGUGGAACAGAAGAAUGUACUAAAUUCAACCAAAUGGAGGCUGAUAUGGAGAAAUUUUACACAAACCAUAAAGACAAUCAUAGAGUAGCUGAAGUUACACCUGAAAGUUACUACGUUACACAAAUCGAAAACUUUUGGUAUAGGAUACGAGCAAUUACGAAUGUUGAGGGUGAAGUGUCCUGUUUCCUUAUCGAUUAUGGAGAUGAAAUGAUUGUACCGAUCGAUAAAGUCUAUGAACUCCGAAAAGAAUUCGCUUUGUCACAGGCGCAGGCUUUCGUUUGUCGGCUGUUUGGCCUUGAGGAUUUAUAUGAAAUUUCCGCUUCCUCUGUAGUGCUUCAACAAAUAUUAUAUACUUUCGUAACUUUGGAAUUGGCUAGUGAUAACGUAGUUAAAAAUGAUAUUAUUCCUGUUUAUAUGUACGACCUUGAAACAGGAACGUCAGUAAAUGAGGAUAUGAUACAUCGAAUAGCCAUAGAAUCUGCACUUCCCGUUCUCCAAAAUGGAAUGAUUACGGAAGUCUUCGUUUCCAAUAUCGAGAAUGAUGGAGAUAUAUAUGUUCAACUCCGUUCGCCCGGUUAUUUUAGUCUCCAAACACUUCUGGAGGAUCUUGAAAAACAAAUUACGUCAGACCCUCCCACUCAUUUGAUAAGGCCAGUGACGAAACGUGAUAGCGAGGGAAAGUUUUAUUUUGGCAAGAACAAAUUUGAUGGUCGUUGGCACAGGAUCGAAUUGAUCGACUGGGCUCCAAACGAGGAAUUGGCCCAGAUACAUUUCAUUGAUUAUGGCCACACAGACGUCAUCAAUGUGAAGGAUGAAAUUUUGUAUCCGUUAGAAACGCUGAGUGAUAUUUUGAGUCAGUAUCCACCACAGGCAGUCAGAGUUAAAAUGGCAAUGGACAGCGAUAUACCAGAGAACUUUGUAUCACUCGCCAAGAAGGCCAUGCCCGAAAACAACCCCGUCCUUCUAAAAAUAAUAAGAGAAGACGAAAACGAACGUUUUGCCGAAUUUUUCAAACGAAAUACAGAUGGCGGACUUUUCUGUAUUAAUAAAUCUAUCACAAUGGAAGUCGAAAUGAAGAAGGAAGAUAUCAAAAGCAAAACUCUCAGGAGAAAUCCCCUACACUGGGAAGGAGCUAACAAGAAUGUUCCGUCCGGUGGAAAAUUGAAAUCUCCGAAAAUUCCAGAGAAGCAGGAAUAUUUUGAAGUGCACGUUUCCCUUGCAGUGAGCCCUUACAAUUUUUUUGUACAGCCCUUAGAAUCUCAGAGCAAAUUACAUCAGUUGAUGGAGCAAUUGCAGGAAAGGUACAAAGAGGUGUUGUACAGCCCUUUGUCAACGGAUCAGAUCAUUCCUGGCAAUAUAUAUGCUUCAAAGUUUGAUGAUGGGAACUGGUACAGGACCAGUGUAAUCAAAGUUAUACACUCUGGGUCGAUAUCCGUAUUUUAUUGUGAUUUCGGAUAUUACGGCAACCUGAAUGUACAGCAGUUGAUUCCUCUCGAUGUUGAGUUCAUGCAGCUUCCUUAUCAGGCUCUAAAAGCUAAGCUUCAUAGUGUGAAACCAAAAGAAUCGAAAUGGACCAUGGAGGACUGUAAUUAUUUUAAAGAAAUGGUAGAGAAAAAAUCAUUUUAUUCUAUCAUCAUAGAUAUAGAGAAAGACGAAUUGUAUGAAUCAGAUUUAGUACUGCAGUUGGUGUUGAUAGAUACUUCAACUUCUGAAGACGAUAUUUAUAUCGGAACUGAGUUAAUAAAAAAAGGCAUAGCAGUCGAAGUGAAAAAUUGAGAAAAGUAAUUUCUCACAGAUAUUAUCUGAAUUACUUUGCUUUAAUCAUUACCAAACCGAGCGUGAUCACUUAGAUGAUAUCAAGAUGAAGCUUGCUACACUAUUGUUGAUAAAUAUGGCUGUUCAUUUAGAGUUUGUGAGUUGUCCUUGCAAAAGAUUUUUAUAUCAGAUUAUUAUUUAUUGAUUACUCUUUGUUUUGUUAACGUAGUUUAGUCUGUUGUCAUUCAUGUAUCACUAAUUGGAAAUCAAUAUUGUUCUUAUUUUCUAUAAUACUUGCUUUAAUGACAUCACCUUACCUAUCUCAACUGUUCAAUAUGUAGACACGAUAUGAGAAGGAACUGAUCAAUUUGAAAAUAUAAUUUCAGCUGUCUGUAGUAAUGGAUUUUUUAUUUGCA